AUGCGCGAUAAAUUGGCUCUCUUCCAUUUGAGCAAAACGAAGUAUGCACAUAUGAAUUUCAAGCUACCGACCAAACUGCUGAAAGCCAGCAAACCCAUUUGUCCGCAUAUCUUGUAUGCUCUAUGCUGCAUUCUAGACAAAUAUUGUCUAGCACGGUCUCGGGGCACAGGCCGUCUUCCUCUGUCGACUGUGUGCGAGGCCAUUGUUUUCACAAUGCAAUUCAAUACAAUAUUGAACUGGAGCGAGUCUGCAUUACAGACUCACAUGCACAGCGUGAAGGUGACGACAGGUUUCUGCGUUCUCAUCUCGUAG
This is a messenger RNA of Phytophthora nicotianae INRA-310, 312 nucleotides long. RefSeq lists its product as hypothetical. The record is from RefSeq and is a predicted model, not a curated record. The coding region runs from base 1 to 312 and encodes 103 amino acids. Lineage: Eukaryota; Oomycota; Peronosporomycetes; Peronosporales; Peronosporaceae. The transcript has 3 exons.